GCUGUUUGGGAAGAACCUGUCAUUGGGGAAAAUGCACGAAUGGAUGCAUAAAUGGAUAUUGGGGUGACAUGUGCUAUAACUCUUGUCCCGAGAAUUGUGUCACUUGCUCGAGUAGAUAUUCCUGUAGCAAAUGUUAUGAUGGAUUUUACAAUAACGGAGAUAUGACUUUUCAUACUGACUGUAGUCUCAAGUGUUCCACAGGAUGCAAGCAAUGUACUAACAUUAAUCGUUGCAAUGAAUGCCAAGUUGGAUAUUACAUUGAUCGAGGACAGUGCUUUAAAUGUAGCACUAACUGCAAAUCAUGUAAAACCCUAAAUUACUGUGAUAAAUGCAUUGAUGGCUAUUAUUGGGAUGGACGUUUUUGUCAACACUGUAGCCAUUCUUGCCAUACAUGCAAUUCACUAGCAGAUUGUAUUGGUUGUUCAUCUGUGUUUUAUUUGUCGAAUUAUUGCUCCGAUUGUCCAUCAUAUUGCAACUCCUGCAAAUCAGGUGCUUUAUGCACCGAAUGUAUUAAAGGACACUACUUAGAGAAUAAUUUAUGUCAUCAAUGUAAGGGCCAGUGUAGAUCUUGUAAAACAUGGAUGGACUGCACCGAGUGUAAUGAAAGGUAUUAUUUAUGGAAUGGUAAUUGCUAUCCGUGUGGUACAAAUUGCAUCAGAUGCAUUGGAAUCUCUGACUGCUCUAAAUGCGAAAAUGGUUAUUACAUAUACUUUGGGCAAUGCCAUAGUUGUAGUUUCCAGUGUAAAUCAUGUACGGCUAGUUAUGGAUGUAUUUCUUGCAACGAAGGAUACUACGUACAAAGCGGAGUUUGUAAGCAAUGCAGGAAAGGAUACUAUUUGCAAACAUACUAUCAACAAACCUUUUGUGUACGGUGUCCGAGAAAUUGCACUUCUUGCAGUUCAUCACUCUUUUGCAAUGAAUGUAAAGUCGGGUUUAAAGGGACUGUUUGUUCGGAUACUUGCUCUAACUGCAGAAUUGGAACUAUCUGCGACCAAACAACAGGCCAUUGCAGUGACGGGUGCGCAGAAGGCUUCACUGGUGCAUUAUGCGACAGCCAAUGUAACAGUGUUUGUAAGUCCUGUUCACAACAACAUGAAGACAAAUGUUUUGGAUGCGUUGAAAAUAAAUAUGGUAAAACAUCUGACUUUUACACAUGCGAUCUUAUGUGCCCUGACAGGUGUCUGAAACAGGCAUGCAAUGAUGAUACAGGUAACUGCCUUUACGGCUGUCAAGAUGGAUACUGGGGAACAAAAUGUUCGGCCCCUUGUUCAGAUAAUUGCAUUGAAAGCAAGUGCCUCAGUGAAAACGGGUUUUGUUCAAUAGGCUGUAUCAAGGGGUUUAAAGGAGAGCGUUGCAAUUGUCCUCAGAACUGCAACUGUUUUGAAGAUGGCGUUUGUGAGACUUGUAAACUCGGCUUUGCUGGUACCCAAAGGAACUGCGAAUGCUCGACAUGCUUAGAUGUUUUUUGUGCGUCAUGUUUUAAUUCAACCUAUUAUGUGACGGAUAACUACUGUUGUCCAUGUAGUCAUAACUGCAAGAAUAAUGAAUGCAUCUCUGAUAGCGAAUGCCUCAGUGGGUGCAAAAUCGGAUAUUUCAGAAACGAUUGUUCUAAGCUUUGCACAAGUAAUGACAUUAACUGCUUAGAAUGUUUGACGGACGCAAACAAUGGUUAUGGCGGAUGUAGCAGAUGCCUUACAAAUCAUUAUCCGCGUCAGGAAAACAGGGUAUGUCGUGUAUGCUCAAAGAAAUGUAGAAAUGGAACAUGUGAUUCUAGACACGGUUAUUGUUCCACUGGUUGUGAAGAUGGUUGGUGGGGGCCUACAUGUGAAAAAAACUGUAGCCAAGGUUGCGUUAUUUGUGCACAAAGCGAUGGCAUAUGCUCUGUAUGUGCUGAUGACAAAUAUUUGCAUGAUUGCUCUUUAGCCUGCAGUGAGACUUGCAACACAACUGAUGGAAUGCCUAGAUGUAGAAUAAUUGAUGGGUCAUGUUUAUUUGGCUGUGUAAAUCGAACAUUUUAUGGAACGAAGUGUGAGAUGAAAUGUAGUCCCACAUGCCAGGAGCAAACCUGUAAUCAAGCAAAUGGUGCAUGUCUAACUGGUUGCGCAGGGAACUACUUCGGGGUACAGUGCGAAUAUAAAUGUAACGAAACAUGUUUACUUUCGAAAAAUGGUAAACUGUGCUAUGAAGGCAACGGGACGUGUCUUUCAAACUGUCAUAAUGGUUAUCAUGGAUAUAUGUGCAAUAUGACAUGUAGCCAAACCUGUGUAAAUAGAACAUGUGAUCGACUGACUGGAGCUUGCGUGUAUGGCUGCGAUUCUGGAUUUGAGGGGUCUCGUUGUGAAAUGGAAUCGGAGCAUACAAGUGGCGUCAAUAAUAGUAAUCUUAGAAUCGGUGCAUCAGUUGGAGCUACCUUCCUUGUAGUGUUAAUUGUUGGAGCGAUUGUUGGUGGUUUGCUGAUCAAAAGGCGGCGCAAUAAAAAGAUCUACGAGGACGAAGCCAUAACAGAUACCACUGUAGUUACCUAUAGUGAAGUAGUAUUAAGCGGAAAUCAAUCGGAGCAAAAUGAUGCAGUAUAUGCUGUGCCUAACAAACCAAAGAAAAAUGCAACUGAACGAUCAAAGAUUUCAGAUAAAACAAACAGCGAUGCGAAAAGUUCAAAUGCAGUCUACCAAGUGAAUAGAGCAAAACAUCACAACGUAAAAUCAGUUUGUAUUCCAAACUACGAAGAAGUCAGUAAUGACGAAAAUAUAAGAUGUGACAAUGAUAAUAUUAUCAACAGGACACGUAACAACAACCCACCACUUGCACAAAACCAGAGAGUUUUCUAUGAAAAUACAAAUGUUCAAGAGUCUGUUUACAUGAAUUCAGGGGCACCAAAAAAUUCAAACCGAUCGGCUUAUUCAUUCUUGGAGAUUGAUGAAGAAGAUGUAAGCGGUCUGGCAGCUAAUGUACAAGAAGACACUAGAACAAGAGGACACGAAUUUGAUUAUGCUUACUACAAUGUGGCAGCUAUGAAGAAGAGAAAAGUGAUGUUGAACGAGUUGUCAGAAUACGUUUCGAAGAAGACAAAAGAGGACUUCAUCGAUGAGUUUAAUGCUAGUAUUACUAACAAAUUUAAAUGAUAAAAGCCAUUUCGCCUAUUAAAUAAUGCUGUUACGGGUCACGCAAGGUGUUGUAAUACUCUGUCUUAAGACAUUUUUUAAAUUUUAUACACCAUUGCAGUUUAUACUGUGUAUGAACCAAACUGUUCGGAACAAUAAAUAAACAUAUUCUAGUCAAUAGCUGCGUUUAGAAAAUUUUAAUUGGCUAAUUAACAUAUACACUGAA
Messenger RNA from Mercenaria mercenaria, 3327 nucleotides. Its product is annotated as proprotein convertase subtilisin/kexin type 5-like. Bases 69 to 3122 code for a protein of 1017 amino acids. The record is from RefSeq and is a predicted model, not a curated record. NCBI's taxonomy places the organism in Eukaryota, Metazoa, Mollusca, Bivalvia, Venerida, Veneridae. The transcript has 5 exons.